CCUUCAUCGCAGCGCUUCGUUGUAACUCCUGGCCAGGAGCCAACAAUCAAUUGCAUCGCGCAAGCCCUCGAGCAAAGCUUGCCUGUUCUAAUCACGGGUCCGCCAUCAUCAGGAAAGACCUCCCUCGUCUCACACCUCUGCUCGCUUCUACAUCCAGCAGCCGGCAAGUCGGCGGACCUUCCCGUCGUGACGCUGCAGCUGGGAGACCAUUCGUCACUCGACGCCAAGUCACUUCUGGGCAGUUACACCUCAUCGUCUCGCAAACCUGGUACCUUCGAGUGGGUAGAGGGCGCCCUCACGCGAGCUGUGCGAUAUGGGAAAUGGCUCGUCCUCAAGGACAUCGACAAGGCGACGAGCGAGGUGCUCAGCGUCAUCAAGCCCCUCGUUGAGGCUCUCGGCCCCUACAAGACCCUCGGAGCAACACCAGAGCUCUCGCUCGGGCCGAGAGGCAAGGUCAAGGCUGGAUCGUCCUUCCGCCUCUUUGCCCUUCGUUCUACUACACCGUCGAAGAAUCGUCUCGGACGAUCUUUGUUCCCUCCGCCUUCUUUCCUCGGCAAUAAGCAUUGGAUCUCUCUCUUCUUGCCGUCUCUGGAGACGUCGGACGUGCACGAGAUACUCGCAGGGACCUUCGUAAAGCUGGCAGCAAUCGCUGAUGGCGAGGCCUUGAGCACCCUCAUCGAAGCAUGGACGUCGGUAGUCCGAACAGCGAGCGGCAGUGGUGGCCAGUCAAAGGGGCGCUCAGCCGCCACACGUGUCCCUACGUUGCGAGACCUGAUCAAGUGGUGCCGCCGAGUCGAAGCUUUUGCAGACCCGACCAGCAGUAGCCACGCUCUCUUCUCCGAUCAGCGCAAGGUUGAGCGCGCUUUCGUUGAGGGAGCUGAGAUCUUCUUGGGCAACUUGCAGUCUCUCGUCAUCACAACCUCUACCGGAGUGGCUUCACCUCACCCUUGCCUGGCUGCGCUGGCGUCGGCGCUCGGCCUGGAUGCAGAGCGGGGAUUGUGGCUGCUUAACGAGAAGACACCAGACGUUGCAAUUAGGGGUGGCUUGGCAUUCAGUGAGAGCGAUCAAGCUACAGUGAGAGUCGGUCGUAUGGACCUGUCCAGGCGCAAAAUAAGCUCGCAUGCGUCAGUCUCUCGCACGUUCGCCAUGACGCGACCAGCCGCUCAGCUCCUCGAGCGCAUCGCAGCUAGCGUCGCCAUGAAGGAGCCUGUGCUUCUGGUGGGCGAAACAGGUACAGGAAAGACGACUACAGUGCAGCACCUUGCAUCUUUGCUUGGUCGCGAUAUGAUCGCGCUCAAUCUCUCGCAGCAGACUGAGGCGUCCGACCUUCUCGGGUCCUUCAAGCCUGUAGAGCCUCGUAUCCCUGCGACCGAGUUGCAUAAUGCGUGGUUCGACCUCUUCGAGACAACCUUCUCCUCGAAGAGAAAUGCGCGAUUUGUUGAGACAGAGCGCAAGGCGCUGCAAGGGGGCAAGUGGCCUCGCCUGGUCACACUGUGGAAAGAGAGCAUUCGCAUGGCUGAAGAGCGAAAGGAUCGCAAGAGCAAGCUCGUAGCAUCAAGCGAGGGCGCAGAGGCAGCUGCGGCUGGGACAACGACGACCAAGAAGAGAAGGACAGAGCGUGGACCGACCCCUGGUACACCGUCUGAAGACCAAGAGCAUCAACGGGAAGCAGUGCUCAACGCGUCGUGGGCUUCGUUCGCCGAGCGAGUCCACGAUUUUGCCGCUCAACACGCCUCGAAGCGCCGCAACUUCGUCUUCUCCUUCGAUGAAGGUCCACUAGUCAAAGCCCUGCGCGAGGGAUCAUGGGUCCUUCUCGACGAGAUCAACCUGGCAGCCUCAGAGACGCUCGACUCUCUUGCAAGCGUACUCAACUCGCCCGACAGCAGUGUGACCCUCUUCGAGCGAGGCGACAUUGAGCCCAUCCCACGUCACCCUGACUUCCGGCUUUUCGCCUGCAUGAACCCGGCGACGGAUGUAGGCAAAAAGGAUCUGCCUGUCAACCUGCGUAGCCGCUUUACUGAGCUCUAUGUACAGAGCCCGGACAGUGAUCGCGAGGCUCUCAUUGCGAUCGUCGAGAAGUACAUCGGCCACCUCGCUGCUAGCGAUCGUUCGGCGGUCAUGGAUGCCGCGGAGUGCUACACGGAAAUCAGGAAGCUGGCCAAUGAUCACCAGCUUGCCGAUGGUGCCAAUCAACGCCCGCACUACUCCAUUCGUACUCUUGCUCGAUCUCUCACUUUCGCUGCGGACCAGUGCGCUGCCUUCGGCCUGCGACGAGCGCUCUGGGAGGGCUUUGUCAUGGCUUUUACGAUGCUACUCGACGACAAGAGUGCAAAGGUCGUCAAGGAAAUUCUCGACCGAUCCUUCAUCGGAAGAGCUCGCAACGCUAAGCAAGCGGCCACCUUCGUGCCGCCUCGUCCCAAAGGUUCUGCAGAGUAUGUGCAUGUCAGCCCCUUCUGGCUUCAGACUGGAUCGCAACCCCUCGAAGCUGCUGAAGACUACAUUUUGACGCCAUCCGUUCAGGCCAAGCUGGUCGGUCUCGCUCGAGCCAUUCUAGCCCGCAAGAGUCCCGUCCUGAUCCAAGGUCCAACUUCCGCAGGUAAGACCAGCUCAGUCGAGUACCUUGCCAGACGCACGGGACAUCGCUUCGUCCGCAUCAACAACCACGAGCACACGGACAUCCAAGAGUACCUUGGUUCCUAUGCGUCUGACCCAGACAGCGGCCGCCUCGUCUUCCACGAAGGCCUCCUAGUCAAAGCCCUCCGCCGCGGCGACUGGAUUGUGCUCGACGAGCUCAAUCUCGCACCUACAGACGUAUUGGAAGCGCUGAAUCGCCUGCUAGACGACAAUCGCGAGCUCAUCAUCCCAGAGACCGGAGAAGUCGUACGCCCACACCCGAGCUUCAUGCUCUUUGCCACACAGAAUCCGCCAGGUGUGUACGCUGGGCGCAAGGUGCUCAGUCGAGCCUUCCGAAACCGCUUUCUCGAGCUGCACUUCGAUGACGUGCCUCGCCCUGAGCUGGAGACCAUCCUUACCAAUCGCUGCUCAAUCCCGCCGAGCUACGCGUCAAAAGUGGUAUCGGUGUUCGUGGAGCUGCAGACUCGCCGGCAAGCGGGUCGAGUUUUCGAUACCAAGCAGGCCUUCGUGACGCUGCGAGACCUGUUCAGAUGGGGACAGCGUGAGGCCACGGGAUAUCAGCAGCUGGCUGAGAAUGGGUACAUGCUCAUUGCAGAACGAGCUAGACGAAGCGAUGAUAAGGCGAUUGUCAAGGAGGUCAUCGAGGGCAUCAUGAAUGUCAAGAUCGAUGAGGCUAGCCUGUACAAUCUCAAGGGCAAAGGUAGGAAGGCAGCGUCGGAUCACAUUGGCGCAGAUGUCGUUGAGGCCAUCGUCUCUGCGUGCGACGAGAGUGGAAUCGUUUGGACAGCGGCCAUGUCACGCUUGCUUUGCCUGGUCGCUCUGGCACUCAAGUACAAUGAGCCAGUCCUUCUCGUAGGCGAGACCGGUGCUGGCAAGACGUCAGCAUGCGAGAUCGUCGCCAAGGCCUUUGGGCAUCGCCUGCAUAGCGUCAGCUGCCACCAGAAUACCGACACUGCGGACCUCCUCGGCGGACAACGUCCUCUGCGCAAUCGCGGUGCGCUUCAGGCUCAAGCUCGAGCUCAAGGGCUGGAGGUUCUCGCAGAGCUGGCAGACGCCGACAACAUGCCGGCCGAUGACAGCGAUCUCGAGACGGUAGCUAUCGCCGUAUCCAAGGCGGCGCAGCGUACCUCCGAUGAAAUCGUCAAGCAGCGCCUCGCCUCCGCCAUCCAGCAAAUCAACCAAGCCAGCGCCCUCUUCGAAUGGCGAGACGGCCCCCUCGUCGAAGCUAUGCGAGGCGGAGAGCAUCUCCUACUCGACGAAAUCUCCCUCGCCGAGGACAGCGUUCUCGAACGCCUGAAUAGUGUCUUGGAGCCUGGUCGCACCCUUGUCCUCGCUGAGAAGAGCUCGGUUUCGACCAAGAGCAGCGAAGGCCUCGAUGCGGCGCAGAUCACGGCAGCGGACGGCUUUGAGGUCGUCGCGACGAUGAAUCCCGGCGGAGACUACGGCAAGAAGGAACUGAGCCCCGCGUUGCGCAAUCGUUUCACUGAGAUUUGGGUGCCGCAGGUGGACGAUCGUGAAGAUAUCCUGGCCAUCUUUGAGGCUAAGUGGGCGGAUCAAGCGGAGGCGCUGCGUGACUGGGGCCGCCGUAUUCUUGAAUUUGCCGACUGGUAUGCAAGCCAGGUGGGCGGCAAGGAGCAGGCUGGGAUCGGCCUUCGAGACUUGCUUGCUUGGGUUGCAUUCAUCCGUAAUGCGGUCGUUUCCGGCUCGCUGGACGCAUCCACAGCUUACGCCCAUGGCGCGAUGCUUGCCUUCGUCGACGGGGUUGGCACCACGUCCUCGACUAUGGCGAUGACGACCACAGGACUCAAAGUACUUCGCCAGCACUGCUUGGAGCAAAUCCGCUCCUGGACAGGUGGCGUCUCCCCAAUCGCAGAGCCGGUCCUCGCUGCUACGCCCACGACAUUCGGCAUCGGCCCUUUCCACAUCGCACGAGGGCCCCUUAUGGACACGUCAGCGACUUUCAGCUUCGAAGCGUCCACGUCAGCCUCGAAUGCGCUCAAAGUGCUCCGCGCCCUCCAUAUCCCGAACAAGGCCAUUCUCCUCGAGGGCAGCCCUGGCGCAGGCAAGACUUCACUCAUCGGCGCCCUUGCCGCAGCCUCAGGCAAUGCUCUCACCCGCAUCAAUCUGUCCGAUCAGACCGAGCUGGGCGAUCUCUUUGGUGCUGACCUGCCCGUUGAAGGGGGCGGGCCAGGCGAGUUUGCAUGGAAGGAUGCCGCUUUCCUCCGAGCGAUGCAGAGUGGCGAGUGGGUGCUGCUCGACGAGAUGAAUUUGGCCAGCCAGUCUGUACUCGAAGGGCUCAACUCUUGCCUUGACCAUCGCGGGUCCGUAUACAUCCCUGAGCUGGGCCGUGCCUUUGACAAGCACCCGGACUUUCGACUCUUCGCAGCACAGAACCCUCACCAGCAAGGAGGGGGGAGAAAAGGACUGCCUAAGUCCUUCCUCAAUCGCUUCACCAAGGUCUUCGUCGAGGAGCUGCGCGCUGAUGACAUUCUGGCUAUCUGCAAGCACCUCUACCCUACUUUUGCGCACGAGGAGCUCGUGAAGAUGAUCCGCUUCAAUGCCGAGCUGCACAACGAGGUGAUGGUCAAGCACUCCUUUGGGCGUCAGGGAGCGCCGUGGGAGUUCAACUUGCGAGAUCUGCUUCGUUGGCUGGCUAUGAUUCACUCAGAUCUGGGCCUCAACUGGACUCACCAGCCUAUCGACCACCUCGCUGCUCUCUACAUUCAACGUUUCCGCUCAAAGAGCGAUCGUCAAGCAGCAGCAGCCCUCUAUGAGAGCAUCUUCGGCACGAAGGUUAACCCAGAUGCCCGUCCAUGGCCGACGCUGUCAUCUCGCCACGUCCAAUUCGGUCACGCUCUGUUGCCGCGCCAUCCCACGGGAAGCACGAGCGACAUCGAUCUCGCCGUGUUGCCCGGCCAUCUACCCGCUCUCGAAGCUCUCGCAGAUUGUGUUCGCCUGCAGUGGAUGUCGAUCCUCGUUGGCUCGAGCGCGUGUGGGAAGACUAGCCUCGUCCGCAUGCUAGCCUCAUUUGUGGGCGCUCCUCUCGAGGAAGUCCGAAUGAACAGCGGCGUCGAUACGAUGGAUGUGCUUGGCACCUUCGAGCAGAUGGACCCGCAUGGCAAGACACGGCAGCAUCUGCAAGCUGCCAAGAGGCUUGUUGGAGAGCUAAAGGUCGGCGCGCUUCGGCGUCUCGGAGCCGUCUACGAGCAGCUGGCCGUUGCCGAGGAUGCAAUUCAGCAGGGACUAUCGGCUCUCACAGGAGACCGAUGGGCUGACCAGCAUCUUCAAGCUGUCCUCAAAUCGCUCAGCGCUAUCAGCAGCUCCAACGCGCUCUCGUCUGAGCAGUCUCAAGCCUUUGUCAUGCUGCACGAUGCCCUUGCUUCCAGUGACCCUACCCACCAGAGCGCUGCCGGGCGUUUCGAGUGGAACGACGGCCCGCUGCUUCGAGCGAUGAAGAAUGGCUCGUGGCUGCUGCUGGACGACGCCAAUCUUUGCUCUGCUUCAGUGCUCGACCGACUCAACUCGCUCUUCGAGCCAGGAGGAGCCCUUGUGCUAAGCGAACGUGGUGUGGUUGACGGCGAGAUCCCCGUCGUUCGACCUCACGCCAACUUCAGGCUUUUCAUGGCCAUUGACCCGCAGCAUGGCGAACUCAGUCGUGCGAUGCGCAAUAGAGGACUGGAGAUUUCGCUGCCGCCUCUUCCAACGCAGGAUGCUGCUCUUCUCAGCGGUCUUAACGCCUUCUCGUCGACCGGAGCUGCGCCCGUGCUUUCGUCGCGUUAUGAUACGGAUCUAGCGAUGGGUGAGCUCAUCCUGUACAGCUCGGCAGAGUACAGCGACGUGUUUGAGAAAUUUGCCUUUGCCACUCUACCCUCCAAGUCGGUCGGUCUCUUCUCACGCCUGGCUACUGCUACCUCUCAAGACGACAUUGUCCAGCUGCAGACCUUUCUGCGAAGGGUUGGCGUCGAUCACGCAGCUACGCGUCCAAGAGUAGAGUGGAAUCAGGCCCACCAAGACCUCGAGGCUUUCGUCGCCCAGCAGUCGCUCGAUCUCGGCGUGAACCCCAACUGCUGGGACGACAAGCUCGAAAGGAUGCCCCUCUUUAGGCUAGGGCUCGACGUCGCCGCCUCUGCUCUUCAUCUGCUACGACUGCUUCACGCAGCUCGCAAAGCGGCUGAUUCUACGUCGGUAACAUCAGGACGAUCCGUUCUCGAGCGCUACGCCAUGCUCGCCCUCUCUGACAAGCGGACGAAGAGUCAUGACGGCGACGACGGUCGAGAGAUUGGACAGAUCCUCGCAUUUGCUGGGCAUGCUCAGAAACUCACAAGCCAGCUCGUCUUCAGCAAUGAGGCAACGCCCGAACUCCUCGAAACGCUGCGAGAGAUGGUUCGCCUGCUUUACUUUCUCGUCAACAGCUUUUCGCAGCAAACAGCAUUCGACCACUCGACGGCGCAUAUUGUCAUGGGCCAGGUACAAGAGUACGCGGGUAGCCUAGCAGCUCUACUGCCUACAGCAGCAAGCUCAUGGCCUUCGAUGGGCCAUCGCUCCGCCAACCUCUCGUCGGGUCAUGCUAUGAGAGAGAUAUGGGAGCUCAGCAUGCCUGCCCUUGCCUUUGCGGAGGCAGCUCAAGGCUCCUCGCUCCUUCACGUGCUUCUCUCCAAGGUGCAGCGCAGCGAACACAAUGCCGAGCUCGUCUCGUCUGCGGUGGACCUCGCAGCGACAGUGCGCUUGUCAGGCAACGAAUCGUGGACUGCAUCACAGAAGUCGGACGUGCUCGCCAUGAUUGAUCGAGUAAAUCGGCAAUUGCAAGCUCAGCCGAUGCUAGCAAGAGGCACAACUGUGACAUCAUCGUGGGAGGUGCCGCUUCUUUCUGCCAUCCAGUUGCAUUCCGGAACAUUUGCCGGCACGGUCAGCGACCAGUCCGUCUGCACAGAGCUCUACAAGCACAGCCUCACACAAGCAGCCUACCCCGUGCGUUGUGCGAUUGCCGCCCGAGCUCUCGACUGGAGCAUGCAAGCAUCAUCAGGAAGAGUCGCUGCGGCAUCGCUCGAGGACAGCUUUCUGUGGACAGCGCCGCUCCUCUCGCAGUCGCACGUCGACGAGUUGCUUCAGCCAUUCCUGCUCCAUAUGGCGCUCUUCCCUUCAACCAGGUCUCGAAUCAACAUGAGUCACCUGGCCCGGCAUCGCAAGACCACGGCCAAGAUGGGUCGACUGGUCAUGGCUUCUCGCGCGACGACGACCUCAACUCGUCAUCGAGCUUUACGUGUUGAGCUCAUCGCCUUCGUCAAACUACUUGCCACCAAGCUUGGCUCAUCCGCUCACGAUGAGGUCUGCGCUGCCGUGCCACAGCUGCAAGGCGCUCUCGACGCCCUGAGCGGCGCCUCUGAGGACGACGUAGCCGCCACUGGACAAGCUUACCUGGACGUUGCCUCGGAGAUGCUGAGACUCUACGUGCCCAAUGUGCCGCUGGAUCCGUUGGCUCUGAUGCGUACCGGCGAGUCGUUGGCUCGAUCCAAGCUCGACGGCCUGGUGGAGCACGAAGUCAUCUGGACCAACUUCGAGAAGCAAGUCACCGGCCACAUAUCGAGUCCCAUGGCAACGUCAAUCCAAGAGGCGGUCAAGAAGACUACAGAAGAAUGGCGCUCAACACAGAGCAAGACGGCCGUCGAUCGUCGACCCGACGCGACUCGCCUCGCCCAGCUUUUCCGCACCGUAGCGUCGGUCGUCUCGCAGACGAUAUCGAAGGACAGGGUCUCGGAUCUUCGCAACUUGAUCGCCGCAGGAGGGCUGCAAGACCAAGUCAUCGCGCGGGAAGACCAUCUCCAGCGCUCGCUGCAAAGCCUCCGUCGCGCACUCGUCGAAGAGUACACGGACCUUGCUGACCUCUGCUCGCCCAUCGUCAAGAUCGUCGACCUCUUUCAGGUCGGCUUCCGUGCCUUGCUCUGGAGCGAGCAACACCGUCAUGCGCCUGCAAAGCAGCAGCGCCACGCCAAGCUCGUCGAUGCACUCGUCGCCUUCCCUACGACGCGCGCUUGUGAAGCCUUUUUGGCAUCCGAGCUGCCCGUCAGAGUCAAAGCUGGAUCGAGUGAGGGCUCACUGGCAGUGCCGAUGCUCUUGACCGUUCUUUCCAGUGUUAGCUGCGAAGUUCAAAAUGGAAGGACGCUCCCCGCAGUACUCAAGAUUCUCAGCCGCACAUACGACCAGCUCUUCUUCAUCUGGACAACUGACCGCGAGCACGAGCGCAAAGCAGCUGAAGAGCAGAGCAGCCUCUUCAAAUCGCGCAACAAUGUUGACGCUGAUAUUCCUGACGAUGAGGAGCUGCUCGAAGCCGAGUUCAGGAGCAUGUUUCCAGAGUACGGCGACAUCAUGGAUCGCGAUGAGCAGAACGCCGCAGACCAAGGAUCAGCGUCAGGAUCAAAAGGGCUCUUCUUUGCCCCAGAAUAUCAAAAGCAGCUUUGGGAGCUUCACUGCGAGCUCUUCGCGGCCACUCAGCAGGAGGGCCGUCUCGACUCAACCGCACUCAAUCGCAUGCGACUUCAACUGGCACGCAGCUUGAUGACCUCUUCUUACGGCAGUGCAAUGUGCGAGGACCUCGACAAGAAGAGUGGUGCCUUCCAGCUGCACGUCUUGGCUCGCGAAGCCGGUCUUGACGACGGCAGCAGCCACCGCAAUGCAGCCGAAGUCAACUUCUACCUGGAUGCCAACGUAGACGAGACAAGCAAGGCGACGAAUAUCGUGGAGGCCAUGCGCGCACGACUCAGUGAACUCGUUGAGGAAUGGCCGGAGCAGAUGGUGCUGCAGCACAUUCGCGACCGCUGCGACGCCAUUCUUGCCCUCGACUCGGCCAGCCCCGUAGCCAAGGUGCUCUCUGCGCUCGAACAGCUCCUCGUCCACUCGCAGGACUGGGAAGGCUACGCCAAUUCAUCGAACUCACUCGCUGCUCAUCGCACUCGAAUCUCAGAUCAGAUCAUCGCCUGGCGUCGCUUGGAGCUCUCCAGCUGGGCCAAGUUGCUCGAAACGCAAGCGCAAGACUACAAGGCGUCGGUCAGCAUCUGGUGGUUCCGUAUCUACGAGGUCGCCGUUCGAGGCAUGCAGUCAGCUGUCGCAGAUGGCGCUGCUGCGGAGCACCUUCGCUCCCUCGUCUCACUCCUCGAUGAGUUCGUGAGAUCGAGCACGCUCGGAGACUUUGCCGCUCGUCUGGACCUCGUCAGAGCGUUUGGCGGGUUCCUCGAUCUACUCUUCGUUCAUGCACCGAGCACAGAGACAGAAGGUCUUGACAGAGUUGGGCGCAUCUUCGCGAACGUAGUCGCCUUCUACGGACAAUUCAGCGCUACCAUUGCCGAGACGCUAGACCGACAGCGCAACAAGAUCGAGAAGGAUAUACGCGACUUCAUCAAGCUCGCGAGCUGGAAGGACGUCAACAUCCACGCGCUCAAGCAGAGCGCCCAGAAGUCCCACCGACGCUUGCACAAGUCAACACGCCAAUUUCGUGACGUACUGCGCCAGCCCGUCGACCCUAUCCUGGCCGGAGCUUCUGAAAUCAGAAAGCAGGCGGAGGAUCUUACUGUGCCAGCUCAACGAAGUCUCUCGCACGGCGUCUUUGACGUGUCAAUGGUCAGCAAGACACUUGCCCAGCUGCCCGCGGGACCACAAGGCGAUGCAGAGCGACCUCGGCAUCUUGUUAAUCUUGCUCGCACUCUCGAGAUUUUGGCCAAGAAGACGGAUGGGCACCUGCUCCCGGCACUGUCUGCCGUUCAUCACGAAGCCAUCGACGGCCUCGCAACGGUCAUCGUUUCUGAGUCGCAGAACUUCGCCAAGGCGACGCCGGCUCUUGCGAAGGAGGAUAACGAGAAGACGAUCAAGGACUUGACGAACCAGAAGCGCAAGGCUUGGACCGACUUGCUGAAGGAGCUGCGCCGGAUCGGCUUUACGCCCUUUGUCAACGCGGACGUCGCCUCACACAACCAAGAUCUUGCGGCUGUCUACGAGCGACGUCUCCUCGAGCCGGCCGAGAAAGACUUGAAUAGCUACUACUACCGCCUACUGGCCCUUCUGCCCCGCAUGAGGCAGUCAUUGCACACUGCGAAUGGCGACAUUCCCAUCCAAGAGCUGCAGCGAGGUGUCUCAUAUUGCGAGCACGCCAUGAGUAUCGUCUUCAAGGAGCGAGCGCGUCUUGCCAAGCUCCACGACUCUCGAGCUAAGCUGCAAGCCACGGUCGCUAGACUCUCAGUGCUUGGUUCAGACGCCGUCGCUGUGCCAUGUCCGGCUCACCUUUCAGCCCACGUCGAUGCCUUGGGAGCUCUGUCGAGGCGGGCGUCUGCUGCGCUCCGUGAGAUCCAUUGCGAAUCGGCGGUCAACAUUCAGCUCUCGCCCUUCAAGAUGGCAGGCCUGCAAAGCUUCCGAGACGGACUGGCCGACGAGAUGAGCCUGCUCUCGAGUAACGCAGAUAAGCUCGCCAAGCUGUCAUGCGCUUUGAACGGCUCGUGCAGCGCCUUCUGGACAAAGGCGGAGCAUGAGCUUGUCAAGCAGUCAUUCAGCGACCUCGAGCGCAUCGCAGGGAAGCUCGAAAGGGCAGAGGCUGCCGUCAAGGCCCUUUGCGUGCCAACGAGCCAGUGGCUUACCUCACAGCUCGCUGCUUUGCCAGCGACGUCCUCUCACCAGCCUCAAAGCAAUGGCGCCGGCGGCGACCCAGCAUCCCUCAGCGACCGCCUCAUUGGCUCUGUCUUAGUGAUUGCUCAGGAUGUACAGCAGCUUGCUACUCCUGCCACCGAGCAGGGCGAUCAUUUGCCCGACAAGACGAUCGUGGAAGAUUGGCAGAUGCUUCAGGCCGCUGAGCGCCAACUUCGUCACGAUGAGGUCGCCGACUGCAUUGCGGGCUGCCUUUCCUCCAUCGCGACAUCGCCUGGCUCCUCUGGCCUCAACGAGCUUCCUCGCAUCUCUCCUUUCGUCGCCAACUACAGUCGGCUCCUUUCAGCCCACAUCGACGCCUCUCGCUCAUGGCAGCGUAGCAUACUCAAGCUCACCUACCUGCUUUCAUCGCUCGUCGCUUCGCUCGCUCUCUAUGGCUUCUGCAAGCCGCCGGCUCAAGACACUUCAGAGGAUGCUGAGGCGGGGACUGAUAGCCAGGACCUCGAAGGUGGCACAGGGCUCGGCGAUGGAAGUGGCGCCCAAGACAUCACUGAUCAAGUGGAUGACGAUGAGAACAUUGAAGAGCUGGAAAAGGGCGAUGAUGCUGAGGGCGAGAAGGGCGAGACACAAAGGGAGAAGGGCGCCAAGGAGGCUCAAGAAGACAUCGGUGGCGACCUUGAGGACAUUAGCGCUGAUGAAGGCGAUGAUGGCGCCGAGGAGGAAGACAAGGACGACGGCGAGCAGGAAGAUCCUGAUGAGCACGUCGGCGACGUUGAUCCACUGGACCCGAAUGCAGUCGACGAGAAAGUCUGGAGCGGAGAGCAGGACGAAGAGCAGAAGCAGGGCGAUGACAAGGAUGAGACGAACAAGGACCUCGAUGGCGGCAAGGAAGGGCAAGAAGAUUCGGUCGCCAAGGACGAGGGCAAGCGGGAUGACAAAGCGCAGAAAGAGUCGGCAUCGGAUCGCAAAGAAGGCGGCGAGCAGCAACAGGAUGGUGAGGAUAGUGAGGGUGAAGAGGGCGACGAGGGGCAGCCAGAGGAUGAUGGAGAGGGCGAAGAGCUGGCUCCCGAGGAAGAUGACGGUCAAGAGCAACAAGGUCCCGGUCGCAAGCUUGAUGAACAGGUCGAUGACAGCGAGAAGCUUGACAUUGAUGAGGACAUCAAGAUGUCAGACCAGGAAGGUGGUGACGACGAUGAGGACGACGAUGAAGUGGACAAUCUCAGCGACAUCGACCUGCCAGAGGAGGGGCAGCAGCAGGAUGCCAAGGGGGGGCAGGAAGAUGACCUACCUGCGGAUGCUCCUGAAGAGCUUGAGAAGCUGAAUGAUCAGGGCGAGCAGCAGCAGCAGGGCGAUGAGGCCGCUGAUGAGGAAGCAGAAGUAGCCAAGAACGCCGGAGAAGACGCGAUGGAUGCGGACGAUUUGCAAGACGAGGAAGGGGAGGAGCAAGACGAUCUCCCUCGAGCUCAAGGCCAAGACGGUGCUGCGAUGGAUCAAGAGCAAGACGCGAUGCUCGACGACGCAGAUCCAGCAGGUGACAGCCAAGCUGCGGGCGACAUACCUGCCUCUGCCGAGCAAGCGCAAGGCUCUGCUGGCCAGCAAGGUCGUCAAGCUAGGCAGUCGCGACCAACAGCGCCGCAAGGGCAGUCUGACAACAAAGAGGCCGCCGAGCGAGAUGAGCAGCAGACUGGCGACCAGGAGCAAGCGGUCGAUGAUCCCUCAGCCAGCGCUGCUCGCGGUGCACGGGCUGACACGCAGGCUCAAGACGAGCAGCAGACGGCCGCCGAAGAGGGUGCCGAAGAGGAAGACAACAAGGCUAACCCGAUUCGCAGCCUUGGCGACGCCCUCAAAGAGUUCCGGCGCAACCUCGACUCCAUCGCAGAGGCUACUGCUGAUGAGACGUCGAAGCCAGAAGCCAAACCCGAGGGUGAAGCAAUGCCUGAAGACGGCGAAGUCGAGCACAUUGCCAACGAUAAUGAUGCAGAGAUGCAAGCUCUAGGCGCCGCCGAAGACGAGGAGAUUGCUCAGAAGAUGCCCGAGAAGUCGGUGCAGGAUGCCGAGCAAGAGGGAGACGCGAAACCAGCUGCACAAGAGGAAGACGUGGCAAUGCAGGAGCCUCUUGGUCAUCUUGAGCCAGCACCGCUGCCUAAUGUGGACGAGGGUAUGCAACAGCAACAGGAGCAGAGCAGGUCGGACGAUUCUCAGCGACAGCAGCAGCCUGGCGGUGCUCUCAUGCCCAAUGACAUCGACAGACAAGCACGUCAGCUCGGCGUUGACGAGGAGCGUGAGUCGUCUCCUUCUAUUGGACAAGUCGACGGAGAGGCCGAAGAGGAGCAGGUCGACCCUCUGCCUGAAGAUGAGCGCCAACAAGCGGACGAAGCUCUCGAAUCCGCCCUUGCCGACUUCCGUGACCUCUCAACCGACGAGGAGCGUCUAGCGAAAGCCGGCGAGCUCUGGCGCUCCUACACGGCCAUGACUUCAGACCUUGCGUUCGCCCUUUGCGAGCAACUCAGGCUCAUCCUCACACCCACACUGGCCGCUCGACUGAAUGGCGACUUCCGAACGGGCAAGCGUCUCAACAUGCGCAAGAUCGUACCCUUCAUCGCGUCAGACUUCGCAAAGGACAAGAUCUGGCUCAGGAGGACGAAGCCGUCGAAGCGCGAGUACCAAGUGUUGCUUGCGCUGGACGACAGUCGCAGUAUGGCCGAUAAUCACAGUGUGCACUUGGCCUACCAGACUCUCGCCCUCGUAACCGGGGCGCUGAGCCGUCUCGAGGUGGGAGAUGUCAGUAUCUGCCGCUUUGGCGAGUCGGUCCGUACGCUUCAUCCUUUCGGACAUGGGCAAUUCGGCGAAGACAGCGGCUCUUCAGUCUUGCAACAGCUCUCCUUUGAGCAGAGAGGGACCAAUGUCGCUCGGCUGCUGGAGCAUACGCUCGAAUCGCUUCAAGAAGCGCGGGACUCUCGCGGCACCUCGAGUGGCAGCUCAGCUGCUGAUCUCUGGCAGCUCGAGAUCAUCAUUUCAGACGGAGUGUGCCAAGAUCAUGAGAAACUGCGCUCCUUGCUUCGUCGUGCUAGCGAGCAGCGAGUCAUGAUCGUCUUCAUCAUCGUCGACUCAAUGCGCGGGGGCGGUGACCAGCAGGGCAAGUCAUCCUCGUCAGCAUCCUCUUCGAUCUUGUCCAUGUCCUCGGUCAAGUACGAGGUCGAUCCAGCUACAGGCAAGAUGGAGAUCAAGAUGGAUCGCUACCUCGAUUCGUUCCCUUUCAGCUACUACGUCGUGCUUAGGGAAGCAGAGGCCUUGCCUGAGGUCCUAGCUACAACUCUGAGGCAGUGGGCGGAGAAGAUAAGGGAGGCGGAGUGA
This is a messenger RNA of Jaminaea rosea, 14613 nucleotides long. RefSeq names its product P-loop containing nucleoside triphosphate hydrolase protein. Lineage: Eukaryota; Fungi; Basidiomycota; Exobasidiomycetes; Microstromatales. The annotation marks the transcript as partial. The record is from RefSeq and is a predicted model, not a curated record. Gene Ontology annotation, biological process: rRNA processing; ribosomal large subunit assembly. The transcript has a single exon. Gene Ontology annotation, molecular function: ATP hydrolysis activity; ATP binding. Gene Ontology annotation, cellular component: nucleus; preribosome, large subunit precursor.